This is a messenger RNA of Sparassis crispa, 1107 nucleotides long. Its product is annotated as Protein phosphatase 1 regulatory subunit SDS22. The record is from RefSeq and is a predicted model, not a curated record. Bases 1 to 1107 code for a protein of 368 amino acids. Gene Ontology annotation, molecular function: protein binding. Lineage: Eukaryota; Fungi; Basidiomycota; Agaricomycetes; Polyporales; Sparassidaceae. The transcript is spliced from 9 exons.
AUGCCAGGAUCGCAGUCAACGUCGAACCCACCGUCGAGCGCGGCGCCGAGCGCGGCUGCGAACGCGCCCGAACCCGCGAUAGUCCCAAAGGAGAAAAGCGCCCGGAUUGCGGUGGCACCAUCGCAUCCCGCGGACGGCGAUACGAGUGGGGAGGAGGAUGGAGCGGAGGAGGAAGCCGCCGUGGAGGAUGCGGAGAUCCUCGAGGACUUGCCGGAUGACACGCAGGAAAUAGAGCUCGUGCAUUCGCGGUUGAGUUCAAUCAGCAAGCUCGGGCUACAACGGUUCGGUCCAUAUCUGAAGAAGCUAUGUCUAAGACAGAACUACAUAUCGGUCUUGGAUCCGGAGAUUCUGAAGACACUCGUGGUGCUGGAAGAGCUCGAUUUAUAUGACAACAAGGUCAAACACGUUGGCGAGGGAUUGGACGAACUUAGCAAUCUCUUGGUGCUCGAUCUCUCAUUCAAUCUGUUGCGCCAUGUGCCAGAUACCUUGUCGAAAUUGAGCUCUCUAAAGACCGUGUAUUUCGUGCAGAACAAGAUCGCGCAUAUCACUAACCUCGAGGGCGUCGGACGGACACUGCGAAGCCUCGAAUUGGGCGGCAACAGAAUCCGAACAAUCGAGAAUUUAGAUGCGCUUGAGAUUCUGGAAGAGCUUUGGUUGGGCAAGAACAAGAUCAGUAAACUCGAGAAUUUGGGAAGAUUGAAACGUUUGAAGAUAUUGUCUAUUCAGUCGAACCGCAUCACGAAACUUGAAGACUUGGAGAACCUAGAGAAUCUGGAGGAGUUGUACCUCAGCCAUAAUGGUAUCGAGCGUCUGGAGGGUCUCGAGCAUAAUCUCAAGCUUCGUACUCUGGAUAUCGGAAACAACUUCGUUCCCGCACUGGAGAACAUUUCACAUCUCAUCAAUCUAGAAGAGCUAUGGAUCAACGACAAUAAGAUCACUAGUCUUACAGAUCUAGAGCCACAGCUGAAGCAUGUCGCAACUCUGGAGACAAUCUAUCUUGAAGGUAACCCAUGCCAGAAGUCUGAGGGAUCGAGCUAUCGAAGGAAGGUGGUCCUCGCUUUGCCGCAAGUGAAGCAGCUAGAUGCGACAUUCGUGAAACAAACAUGA